Molecule: messenger RNA, 1857 nt
Organism: Cynocephalus volans (Philippine flying lemur)
Lineage: Eukaryota; Metazoa; Chordata; Mammalia; Dermoptera; Cynocephalidae
Gene: LINGO1
Product: leucine rich repeat and Ig domain containing 1
Exons: 1
Coding region: 13-1857 (614 amino acids)
Cellular component (GO): extracellular matrix
Molecular function (GO): epidermal growth factor receptor binding
Source: RefSeq, a predicted model, not a curated record
GUGAGUGAGAGGAUGCUGGCGGGGGGUGUGAGGAGCAUGCCCAGCCCCAUCCUGGCCUGCUGGCAGCCCAUCCUCCUGCUGGUGCUGGGCUCCGUGCUGUCAGGCUCAGCCACAGGCUGCCCACCCCGCUGCGAGUGCUCUGCCCAGGACCGCGCUGUGCUGUGCCACCGCAAGCGCUUUGUGGCUGUGCCCGAGGGCAUCCCCACCGAGACUCGCCUGCUCGAUCUGGGCAAGAACCGCAUCAAAACACUCAACCAGGACGAAUUUGCCAGCUUCCCUCACCUGGAGGAGCUGGAGCUCAACGAGAACAUUGUGAGCGCCGUGGAACCCGGCGCCUUCAACAACCUCUUCAACCUCCGGACGCUGGGUCUCCGCAGCAAUCGCUUGAAGCUCAUCCCCCUGGGCGUCUUCACUGGCCUCAGUAACCUGACCAAGCUGGACAUCAGCGAGAACAAGAUCGUCAUCCUGCUAGACUACAUGUUCCAGGACCUGUACAACCUCAAGUCACUGGAGGUCGGUGACAAUGACCUCGUCUACAUCUCCCACCGCGCCUUCAGCGGCCUCAACAGCCUGGAGCAGCUGACGUUGGAAAAAUGCAACCUGACCUCCAUCCCCACCGAGGCGCUGUCCCACCUGCAUGGCCUCAUCGUCCUGAGGCUCCGACACCUCAACAUCAAUGCCAUCCGGGACUAUUCCUUCAAGAGGUUGUACCGACUCAAGGUCUUGGAGAUCUCCCACUGGCCCUACUUGGAUACCAUGACACCCAACUGCCUCUAUGGCCUCAACCUGACGUCCCUGUCCAUCACGCACUGCAAUCUGACCGCCGUGCCCUACCUGGCCGUGCGCCACCUGGUCUAUCUCCGCUUCCUCAACCUCUCCUACAACCCCAUCAGCAUCAUUGAGGGCUCCAUGCUGCACGAGCUGCUGCGGCUGCAGGAGAUCCAGCUGGUGGGUGGGCAGCUGGCCGUGGUGGAGCCCUAUGCCUUCCAUGGCCUCAACUACCUGCGUGUGCUCAACGUCUCCGGCAACCAGCUGACCACACUGGAGGAAUCGGCCUUCCACUCGGUGGGCAACCUGGAGACGCUCAUUCUGGACUCCAACCCGCUGGCCUGCGACUGCCGGCUCCUGUGGGUGUUCCGGCGCCGCUGGCGGCUCAACUUCAACCGGCAGCAGCCCACCUGUGCCACUCCUGAGUUUGUCCAGGGCAAGGAGUUCAAGGACUUCCCCGAUGUGCUCCUGCCCAACUACUUCACCUGCCGCCGCGCCCGCAUCCGGGACCGCAAGGCCCAGCAGGUGUUUGUGGAUGAGGGCCACACGGUGCAGUUUGUGUGCAGGGCAGAUGGCGACCCACCCCCUGCCAUCCUCUGGCUCUCGCCCCGCAAGCACCUGGUCUCAGCCAAGAGCAAUGGGCGGCUCACGGUCUUCCCUGAUGGCACGCUGGAGGUGCGCUACGCCCAGGUGCAGGACAAUGGCACGUACUUGUGCAUCGCAGCCAACGCGGGCGGCAACGACUCCAUGCCUGCCCACCUGCAUGUGCGCAGCUACUCUCCCGACUGGCCCCAUCAGCCCAACAAGACCUUCGCCUUUAUCUCCAACCAGCCGGGCGAAGGAGAGGCCAACAGCACCCGCGCCACCGUGCCUUUUCCCUUCGACAUCAAGACCCUCAUCAUCGCCACCACCAUGGGCUUCAUCUCUUUCCUGGGCGUCGUCCUCUUCUGCCUGGUGCUGCUAUUUCUCUGGAGCCGGGGCAAGGGCAACACAAAGCACAACAUCGAGAUCGAGUAUGUGCCCAGAAAGUCGGACGCAGGCAUCAGCUCUGCCGACGCACCCCGCAAGUUCAACAUGAAGAUGAUAUGA